AACAAAUUGAUCAAACAUCGAAAUUUACAUUUUGCAUUUCAAUAACAUGCUUUGUUUUUGUUGAGCACAAUAUUUUUUAUACGCUUCAUCGAGCGCAGAUAGCCAUGUUUUGCUGCUGCAUCUAAAUUAAACGCGUUCUUUGGUUGUGUAUUUAUUGAGAAUACACUCAUGCAUUAGUAUGCAAAUCGUUUCAAAAGAAGGAUCGUUCAAGAACGCAGAUGGAAAGAAAAUUUUUACCAAAUAUUGGAAGCCAAGCGAUAAGAAACCCAGGUGAGCAUUAUCAGUAGUUUAUUUCUUGAAGUUCAAAUCACGCUCUUCAAAAAUGACGGCUAACACAGCUGAAUUAGCGCAAAAUCGACCUUUACAAUUCUUUUUGUCGCCAAAAGAAGUGUAUUUUGCUUUGCUGCAUUCAAAAGUGCAUCGACCUGGCUAAAUGAUUAAUCAAGUUAUUUUUAUUAUAAGCAUUAUAAUGGAUAGGUUUAUGCUAAUGCAGAGUCAGAGCGAGGGAAUGAAAUCAAACGAGCAAAGUAAAGUUAACUUGAAAAAAAGCCAUUUAAACAAUUGAAAAUCUCGCAACUGAUGGGCAGCUCAAUUUUUUCUUAACUCGCCUAAACUCGUAUCAGCUCGAACAAUCUCGCAGCGAGUUAAGGUUCCAGAGUAGGCCCGUUGACUUUGUGCUGGAGUGUUAAGCCGGGCCCUGGUUUCCAUAUGAUCUGAGGAUCGGUACAAUCGUUGAAAAAAAUUCAGCGAACUGAAUGAUAGCAUCUAUCUAUUAUUACUUUCAAUAGCGAAAUCAGUUAGUCGGUAGGUGGUGAGCAAAAAUAUGGUCAUCCGAAGAAUACGAAAAUUGAAGAAAAUAAACUAAACCUUCGUAUUAAAAGAAAUUAAUUGUAAUACAUCAUGCAGUUAAUUAAUCAUUUGCUGUGCUCGGAAGGAUUCUUAAUGAUUUAUAGCACAAAAACUGAAAGUCUCUUGAUCAUCGGAUAACACAAAUAACAACAGAUUUUCGUGGUUAUUUCCUCGAUAGAGCAUUGGUAUUUAUCUCCCAUGGAUAUGGAGAGCAUUGUUCACGAUACGAGAGGCUUGGACAUGCUUUAGCUGAACAAGGCUACCUCGCCUUCAGUCAAGAUCACGGUAUGUCCCACCCCAGCCGUGUUUAAUCUUUUCCGUGAUCCAGUAACUGCAUCUAAUCAUACUUUCUCGGGAAGAGUCGGGGGGGUGGAGGUGGGGGUGGUAAUCUAAAUACGUGUAUCGCAGAACCUUGUGAGCUCGGGUAGGUGGCCCGUAAAAUGUUAGGGAUGGGAGGGAGGGAUGAGAUAGAGUAGAAAACUGGACCAUUAUUUUUGGAAUUCAAUUUAUGAUGUUAUGGGCACCUGGCGAAUACAAAGAAAGACAGGAAAUAGUGUGAUAUAACCCUUCAAGAGCUAAUUUUUGACAAUAAAUCUUUCUGUUAGUUGGUCAUGGUCAGAGUGAAGGAGAAAGAGUUCAAAUAUCAGAUUUUUCCAUUUACGUCAGAGAUGUUUUUAAACACAUUGACCAAGUCACAGCAGACAACACAGGCAUACCAAUAUUUAUGUUUGGCCACUCAAUGGUAUGUACUGUUAUAAAAGCGUUAUUGGAACUCUGCCCCUUUUUUCGUUGUGUUUUGUUUGUUUGUUUGUUUGUUUUUUGCUUGUUUUUUGUUUUGUAUAUUUUGUAGGUUCUCGGGUCCCCUAACCGAGUCGAUCACAGGAAUACAAGUAUAUGUUAAUUACGAUAAAGACACCAAGCGCAUCAUGCUUUGCGGUUGUUCCAUAAUGUCGCGUUCUUGCCAGUUUGUUUUGAUAACAUAGAUAGCCUAUGAAUUUCAGGUUUUCUUAUUAUUAACUCAUUUCAAGUCUGGCUUCAAUGCAUUCAGCAUUCAAAUCACAUAUUACGAAAACACAAAUACAGUCGAACCUCCAUAUGCGAUCACCUCUCGUAAAAGACCACCAUCCGUAAGCGACCGCGUUAGCGUGGGGCUCAGUAACGGUUUAAAGAUUUUUCAUUGUUUUUAACCUCUUAAAAAGCGACCACUUAACGAUUUGUCUGAUCUCCUUUGUUCGCUGUGUUUAAUUAAUUCUACUCAGAGUAUACUUCUAAAAGUACCAACAUGGAACUGAGAAAGAAAUCGGUGCAAUCUAUUUUAUACUGCUUUAAAGUAGCUGUGCCCGGAAAUCUAAUCCAAGGAAGCCGUCGUAAGCGACAACCUCCUGUAAGUGGCCUCCUGUAAGUCUCAGCCUUUAGAGUGGCCGCUUACGGAAGGUUUGACUGUACCUUGAAAAUUUCAUGUUAUGAUAUUAUUAAUAUUAUGCAUUAUUCUGUAUAGGGUGGUACAAUAGCUGUUCUCAGUGUUAUGGAAAGACCUUAUUUCUUUGCGGGUGCGAUUUUUAGUGCACCAAGCAUAAAAGUGGAAGCCAAUCCUUGCACGGUAAUUUAUUGUUCCACUUGCUACAAAUAGUAAACGAAAACACAAUGCAAAGACUGUUUCUCUUUUCUUAGGGUGCCGUCAAUGUAAAAACAGGAUACAGCAAACCCAAAACCGAAAAACACUACGUACCUAAGGAAACAGAAAUACAAAUCCCAAAACAGAAAUAAACACCCCAAAGCGGAAACACAUACAAAACAAAAAUACAAAAUUGAACCACAAAACUGAAAGAGAAUUUAAAAAUACAAACCAUGAUCAAAAACCCCAAAACAGAAACAAGGAAAUAAUGUAAAACAAUAGUUUCUCGUGAUUCAUCGUCUUUUAAUUAUCUUAACCCGCGAUCAGGCGUUUUUUUUUUUUUUUAGGGAGAGCAAGAUCACAGGCUAUAAUAGACCAUUCCGAGUUCCAAAAACUCUCACUUUAAAAAUGAGGCUGAAAGUUAGGUAAAACGGGCAACAAAUUGUUGCAGAACGAGUCCGAAAGUGAUGUUGCGCGUUUUAUUACCCGCAAAUCAAACCUGUCUUGUAGCAAAUAAGAUUCAGUGUUGCAAGUUGCGGGAAUACUGACUCCUGAUUGGAUAAAAUUACGCGGGAGUCACGCCAUACACAGGAGUUACAAAGUUCUAGUGGUGGAGGGAAGGGAAUAUGAUGAUUAUUUUAAUAGGAGAUUAUUUUAUCACGAGUCAAGUUUUAAACCUUGUCUUCUAGGGGGAGGUGCGAAAUUAAUACAGUAGUGAUUGUUCCAUAUAUAAAAACGCAAAAAAAAACAAACAAAACGAACUUGGCCAAUAUUCAUCUAUCUGGACCUCACGCUUGGUUAAAAGAGACCUUUAGAUUCGAGGACGAGAACUACUAGGAGUACGACUUUCGCUCUUCUUAAAAAGAAAAAUAGACACCCGGAAAGCUCCAUUGUACUUUUGAUUCACCAGAAGAGUUAGCACUGUUACUUAUUCAGGGAGUUUAAGCCCUCUCCCAACCGAAAAUUAUAAAACUUAGCUUGUAACAUUUGAUAACUUGUUUUCGUCACAACGACAUUCUCGGCAAAACUCGUAGGAGAAUGACGACGGCUAUCACGUUUUCCCGCCAAAAUGACGCCGGUCAAUGCGCGCGCACUGCUUAGCAUUAAGAAAAUCUCGUUCUCGUACUCGUCCUGGUCUUAAAAACUAAAGGUCUCAAAUAACGUAUAUAACGCAUGUAUCUUACAGGUUUGUCUAGGAAGAAUAGUAUCAUGGAUAAUGCCCUCGUACCAGAUCAGGCCACCGAUUGAUCCAUCACUCUUAAGCCAGGAUCCUACACAGGUGAUGCAAAACUACAGGGAAACUAAGCCGAGUUUACUUUCGCAAAGAGUUCUGGGAUUGUUACUAAGGACAGAGAAAAAGAUUGGCCAAUAGCUGACCGGCGUGACCCCAGUAACAAUCCAAGAAACAAUCGCGGGUCAAAUUUCUUCUCUAAUAAAAUUCCCUUCUCGUUUCUAAAAAGGCGAAUAACACAAUUGAUAACUGCUCUCUUUUCGUGAGUCAAAGGAGAGGGACUUUCGUAUGCAUUUUAUCCGCGUUUCCAAAAAAAGUUUCCACGACUUUCGAACAAUGCCGAAAAUAUUCAGGUGAUUUCUGGAGGUUGCCGAAUGACGCAGUGUCCAGUCCCUCAAGCCGAUCGUGACACUCGACAUUUCGUACCACUGACUGGAAUAUUUUGGGUGGAGAUUGAAUAAAAGUUUUUCAGUUUAAUGGUUUAUGACAAGUUGUUCGGAAUUUGAUUCAGGAAUUGACGUUUUCCAUCUUUCAUGAUUGUGCAAUGAACUAGUAACGUUAAGUGGACAGCGGGUUUGUCGAGGGUUAUUCUGUCCUGUUCAAUUGAUCAACCCUAAGAUUAUACCCCCGGUGGGGGAGGGCGGGGAGCUACUCAACAACGUUUUAUAUGGUAAGGCACCACCGACACGCGUGCAAAACGUCUGCGCAUGCGCAAGGUCUCUAUUAUCAAUAAUUAAAAUUUGCAAAAUCUUCGCCAUUUAAAUUGAAAAACACUUAGGAAUGUUUGAUAUGUUUAAUGGUUUGCAGCCAGAUCUAGUAUUAAACACACCAAAAAAUUGCUUAAACUAACUUAACUAACUAACUGGGAAAGUCGUCGAGUACAAGGUUUUUCCGUCCUUGUUUUUCCACUUAGCAUGCAUUGGUCGUUUUCGUUGUUCGCAUUGACCGAGCUCAGCGACAUGAUGACCAAAACAACAACAACGGCUACGGCGAAGUGCUGCCAGAGCGAGCGUGGACUUUCAAACAUGAUUUUCGCCUUUGGUGCAAGGAGGAAAGAAUGUGGUGCAAAAGAGAGAAACUAAAGCAAUUAAUAAACGUUGUGUUCGUGAAAUUCUAAGCUUAUCUUUUGUGUGUGGAGCUUACUUUUUUCAAUUUCGCGGCCGGAAUCUAGUUUGUUUUGGUAUCGCGUAUAAUUUCGGUUGGGGGAGACACUGGCAAAUUCGCGCCGGAAGCAGGAAAGGCACGCAUGCGCACUGCGUUUUUCACGCGUGUCGGCACCAACCCCUGACCUAACUCCUUACACAUUUAUCGUUGAAGGAGCUCGUCGUGUUUUUUAGGGUUGGAGCCUCCUCAUAAAAAAUUCAAUGUCACUCAGUUAUUUGCACAAUCCAUUUAGUAACCAAAGGUCUUACAACAAGUCGAAUUUCCUUGAGUACCAGGCGUCCCUCGCGCCUUCUACUCUCUCGCGCUUGACUUGUGGCAAGUCUAGGACUUCAAUAACACAAUGCACCUUGUUUAUUACUAUUGUUUUAGGUUGAAAAGUAUGCCAAUGAUAGCCUAAACUGGCAUGAGGGAAUGAAAGUUAGAUGGGCGGGAGCUAUAUUAGAUGCAAUGAAUGAAAUCCAGGGGAACUUGUCAAGGCUUACAACAUCUUAUCUACUUGUCCAUGGUGAUGGAGAUCAAUUAGUGAAGAUUGACGGUUCACGUUACUUACAUGAGAAUUCCCCAAGUAACGACAAGACAUUUAAGGUACACGAAUGAGCUGCUUUACUGACAGCACUGAGCGAACUAAUAGCCUCUCUAUGGGUAUUUCCGACGAAUAGUCAGGGCGCUUGACGGUAUAUCAUGAUGGCAGGAAGAUGCGGUCUUAAAACGGCGUUUUUUCAUGUGGUGAUAUUGUCCUGCCCGGGGUACGAGUUUCGGCUGCUUUGUUCCAAGCGUAAUUAUUGUGAACUUAUCCCAACAAAAGUCAUGAUUUGUCUAAACCCUUUUAACCCCAAGAGUGACCAAUAUCUAUUUUCUCGCAACAAUGUCACCACAUUUUCAAGGAAAAAGGUUAUGAGAAUGUAUAAAAUAAUCACCAAAGAGGAAAUUCUCUUCCCCAAACGGGUGUCUAAAGAAUAAUACAGAGUUUUCCCUCUUCGUCCAAUUUUCAGUCCCGUUGUCAUUUUUAAAUCUACCCAUUAUUAUUUCAUUAUGAAUUCAACUGUGUGUAAAACGUGCUUUGCAGGUGUACAAAAAUGGACGCCAUGAACUUUUGAAUGAGGUGGAAGAAACUGCGAGCGUGGUUUACAAGGACAUUCUUGAAUGGAUUCAGCAAAAGCUACCUUGAACUGUUUUAGGGCCACGUGCACACGAGUCCAGACUAAUUUUUCAAACUGCAUAUUUUUUCACCCGCAUUCGUGUAGACGAGGCCUUAAACCACUCUGGAGAGCGGUUUCAAAAAGAUAUCAGGCUCACUUAGCAAUAGAACGGGAACGUCAGUUGACGACGACGCGCAAAUCAAACAACUGGCUUGGCCAAUCACAGAGCAGCAAAUUGAGCAAUGGAAGUCGCGUUUAGUCCUUUCCGCGCGCUUUCCCGUUGUCAACUGAUGUUCCCGUUCUGUUGCUAAAUCAGCCUAAUGUUUGAGUGAGAGGAUUUUUUAAAUUUCUUUCAUAUUUAAUUCAGUAAAUUCAGGAACCUUAAUUUGCAUGAGAAAGCCAAAUUCUGUGGGAUUCUAAAAAAGGCCGUUUCCAAGAUGACGUCAUUUUAACAUACCAGAUUCCUUCAGGGUUUUGCUUUCUUGCGUAAGUUAGGGCUUUUGUUAUUUAAACCUCAGUGGGAUUACCAAAUUUAAUGAUAAAAGAAAAAAUGAAAUGAAUUCCUUUAGUAGCAAAACCAUGUCAUCACGUAAAUAGCCAAUUAGGCCCCGUGGCCCCAGUAGCCUUGCAGCAGUUCAGAAUAGACCCCUAUGUGUCGCAGUUCUUUUGUUUUCGGGCUAGGUUCCAAACUUUGUUUGUUCAUACUUUCCCCCGCCAAUAACGUGAGGUCUUCCAAGAACUGCAAGGUCCCCCCUUAUAGGAAGAAAAGUCGCCCCGAGUAGAAGAGUCCCUCGCCUACCCCAGCUACCCUGGGCGAGCCAAAAUUUCCUACAUUUCCCUACCGAAACUUGGCGUUUAAAUACACUAGAAACAAAUAGUGGGCUAGAGCGCUUUUUCAAUGGUAAAGUCAUCCUUCUAGCUAAGCCGGGUCAACUCGGUCAAGGCGAGAGAAUCAGACCAUGCGGGAGCUCUGUUUUCAGCUCUAGGCUUGGGCAAAGGGGUCAACUAUUUAUCAUAUAAACACUUGCUUAAGUUGACUCGGCCAGGGAGGGUGACCCCGGGGAAAUUUUUCUCUAUGUGAACGGGGCCUCGUUCGCAUGUUUUCUUGAUAUAGGUUCAAUAAACAGAAC
Messenger RNA from Porites lobata, 7128 nucleotides. Lineage: Eukaryota; Metazoa; Cnidaria; Anthozoa; Scleractinia; Poritidae. The record is from the annotation of a GenBank genome assembly.